Plutella xylostella (diamondback moth) is the source of this 2681-nucleotide messenger RNA. It is a transcript of the gene sau, whose product is annotated as Golgi phosphoprotein 3 homolog sauron. Gene Ontology annotation, cellular component: Golgi cisterna; cytosol; trans-Golgi network. Gene Ontology annotation, biological process: Golgi organization; retrograde vesicle-mediated transport, Golgi to endoplasmic reticulum; Golgi to plasma membrane protein transport. NCBI's taxonomy places the organism in Eukaryota, Metazoa, Arthropoda, Insecta, Lepidoptera, Plutellidae. The record is from RefSeq and is a predicted model, not a curated record. Gene Ontology annotation, molecular function: phosphatidylinositol-4-phosphate binding.
GCAGCCAUAUUUAUUUUCGUGUCGUAUGGUAAACGUCAACAACAAUCGCAAAAUACACUUUUCGUGCUAUUAGCCUGUUUAGAUUCCUUAUUUUCACUGUAAGUUAAAUGUAAAAAUGAAUAGAAGUGAGGGACUGAUACAAAGAAGAAACGUCUUAAAAGAGAACGGCAAUGACGGUUCCCAAAAGGAAAACCAAGACUUCGAUGAUAAGAAGAAUGAUAAAAACUACGAUGACGGUGAUUCAAAAGAGACUCGUUUAACUCUGAUGGAAGAAGUGCUACUGUUAGGAUUAAAAGAUAAAGAGGGUUACACAUCAUUUUGGAAUGACUGCAUAUCGAGUGGUCUUCGAGGAUGUAUUCUCAUCGAGCUGGGCCUGCGUGGCCGCGUGGAAUUAGAAAGGGCAGGCAUGAGAAGAAAGGGUCUCUUGUCAAGAAAAGUAAUUGUGAAAUCAGAUACACCAACAGGUGAUGUGUUGUUGGAUGAAGCACUGAAACACAUGAAGGAUACAGACCCCCCUGAGUCGGUGCAGAGCUGGAUUGAGUAUCUCAGCGGUGAGACAUGGAACCCGAUGAAGCUCAAAUAUCAACUGAAGAAUGUCCGAGAAAGGCUAGCCAAGAACUUAGUAGAGAAGGGGGUGCUCACUACGGAGAAACAGAACUUCUUACUGUUUGACAUGACAACACACCCACUGACUGACAAUGUUGUCAAAUGUCGACUUGUGAAGAAGGUGCAGGAGGCGGCGCUGCGUCGCUCCGUGACGGACGUGGCGCACGCGGACAAGCGCUCGCUGGCGCUGCUGAUGCUGGCGCACUCGGCCGACGUGCUGGAGAACGCCUUCGCGCCGCUGUCGGACGAGGACUACGAGCUGGCCACGCGCCGCGUCCGCACUCUGCUCGACCUCGACUUCGAGGCCGAGGCCAUGCGGCCCGACGCCUGCGAGAUCAUGUGGGCCGUCUUCGCCGCCUUCACCAAAUAGCGGUAAACUUACACCCUACUAGAGAAACAUCUGUUCAAGAACAGCCAUUGGACACAGUGCAAACUGGUUUUCGGACUGACACAGCAUUAGAUUUGGUUCCGUUUUUCUUUUCGUUUCGACUGUCAGCUCGUCUGGUUGAAGGAAUGUGAGGUUGUUUAUGCAUCCCGUGUGAUAUGUAGAGUUGAGGUGCUGGCCAAGACAGAUCGCGAUAAGCGCUCUCCGUUCUGUUCAAAUAUUCCUUAUCAACAGUAUUACAGGAAGUUGUAAUCGUGGUGGAAUUACGACAUGUUGACGUUCAUAAUUGUUUCAGACUCGCGAGUCGUGUAUAAAUUUCCGAUUUUAUUGUGGAUAGAAAAUAAUGAUAAAAUAUAUAAAGUAAAUAUUUAGAAUUUUGUUUCCAUAAUAUUAUGAUUAUAGUUUAGUUAGGCUAAGAUAAUUGCGAUUCGUUUGCCUUAUCCUUUCGGCUAGCAUUUCAUGUAAAUAAUAUUGGAAAGAUUCUUUCGAUCAUGGUUAAGACGUAUAAAUAUUUAUUGGCAUGACUUGUGAAUUUAUUAUUUGUGAACCUAGCGCAAAAACCAUUGUCUUGUGCAAAAGUUAAAGUAUUUACUAUUUGACCGUAAAAUAUUUUUAAUUCUCAGCGAUAUCUCAUCUCUUUCACCGAGUAAUAUUGUAGAAUAAUUAAUAAAUUGAUAAUGAGUUUAAAGAGUUUAAUAUUAAAAAAGAAAUACAACAUUAAUAGGCCACUUGGCGUGACACUACCUUUUGUUAAUGAAUGUAUGUAAGUACCUGUAUACUACCGUGUACGUUGGGACGCACAUAGCAGCUGGCAAUAAAUCUAGCCAAAGGAUAUAGUUGAAAUCGAAAACUGGAUAAAUGCUACAUGUUCUUCUAUUUUACUGUCUUUAGAAACAAAACUGCCAUUUUGGAAAUGUUCUGUAAAAAAAAUACUAUACUUACAUUAUAAAAUCUAGAAGUAUGUUUAAAAUAAUCAAAUAAACUAUAAUUAAAAAUAAUCCCAGUCUCUAAAUCUUUGUUGUUGAUGAAGUUAUGUUAUUCGUAUAUUUUUACAGAAUAUAUAUUUUUAUUUCUAGUUGGUAAUUUUUAUUAGCAAUAUACAAUACAUACCUAUUAUGUCAUAUAAGAUACUUUGCGAUUUUAUUAAUUAUCUUAUUUAAAAAUAGUUAGAGUAGGUAUAUGUUAUUUUAACACAUAGGGGCACAUAUCUUUUUUUAACUAAAAUAUUCGGUACAAUGUUUAUUCACGAACUUGCCUUUUAUGAAUGCGUCAUUGAGUUUGUUUUAAUACGAGACAGCAUUGUAUUGGAUUAUGGUUGUAAAGCAUUUGUGAGAUAUAUCACAAAAAGAGAACAGAAACGAUUUAAAGGUAUAAAAAAUGCGAUAUCUUCGAAUUCCUCGUGCUAUCUUAUGUUUAUAUUGAUAUAUUUUAAAAUACUUGAAAUUAUACUGUUUUAAGAAGUCGUCCUUAUUUAAGACGAACAUUAAUUCCAAUGGACUUGUUUUCAGUUCCCGCAGUGUCUCGUUAUAUUGUGUUAUGAAUAUGAAUGUAGAGUUUGUAAAGAUAUAUAAAAUAUAUUCGGAGCACUGUUAUAAAUAAAGAAAAUAAGAAUUCAACGAGUGUAAAAGUGAAUAGAGCUGGUAUUGUUUAGGUUUAUCACAGUUAAUAUAAUUUGAUAUUCGUGUACAAA